Messenger RNA from Ctenopharyngodon idella (grass carp), 3287 nucleotides. RefSeq names its product family with sequence similarity 83 member E (gene sack1e). Lineage: Eukaryota; Metazoa; Chordata; Actinopteri; Cypriniformes; Xenocyprididae. Gene Ontology annotation, biological process: epidermal growth factor receptor signaling pathway. The record is from RefSeq and is a predicted model, not a curated record. The transcript is spliced from 9 exons. Bases 704 to 2548 code for a protein of 614 amino acids.
UAAGGACAUUUCUAUUGAAACUACUGUCAUGUAUUUAAUUACACAUUUGUAGUGAUGAUGUUGCAAUUACAAUUACAAUAUACUGACUAUCGAAUAACACACUACAGCUAAAAUUAUAACCAUGUACUUUACAAGUGCUUAAGUAUGUUAGUCAACACAUCAAAAUGAGUGCACUUCUUUAAAACACGACAAAGGUUUUGAAACAUGAUUGAAAUUUCACCUUAAAAUAAAACUUUUAAAUUGACAAAGUGAACUUUUUAAAAGCUCUCUUUAAGUAAGUGGACUUUUAUUUAUUUUAAAUAUGCAUUUAAGAUUUGAAGAACACUACAAGUGCACAUUCAAUACAAUUAAGUGCACUUAAUCAAAUUAAAGAGGUCUGGAAAAGGCUGGGAAUGUUCUUAAACUAUGAUGUUGCUAUUUUCCCUUAAGACUGUAUUCUGGGACAGUCUUCAAGUUCUGCAAAGCUUCCAGGAACUAUGGCGACAAUUCCUCCAUGGAGUAUCCUGCUUUUCUCUUGACUUGGUGGCUAAAAAGAGUUAAAUAUCCUCAACACAUGAGGAAGAACCUCAACUAUUUGAAUAAUUCACCAACAUCCUCUUCCAAGUAAAUUAGAGCAGCUGCCAGUUAUUGUCUACACAUCAACAUGCAAUUUUCCACAGUCAUUUUUUUGUAGAAGAUCUCCAUCCAUCAUUGAGUUCCAAUCAUGUCAAACUCUCAAGAGCAGAGCCUCAAUGAGAAUGUCAUCUUCACUCCAUUGACGGAAUCCAGUCCGGACUUCUUGCACUGCGAGGAAGAGCGCUAUUGUGUGGAAAGCCUGGUAAGCUCUGGACCUGAGGCUUUCUACACCAAACUCCAUGGGGAAAAAAUCAGAUCGUUCUUGUCCACUGGCGAGGUGAACCAGAUCUCCAGCUGGGUCGAGGACUAUCAUCAAAGCGAUGCGGUACUGGAGGAUGGAAAUGGUGAGGUGGAGGUCGGUUCUGACGGAGACGACUUCUCCGGACAUUAUUUUCCCACAGAGUCUGACAUUCCGGCACCAUGCUUGGAACUAGGAUGGCCAGAAAGGUACAACUGGAUGGACACGGGUCAGGUUCAUGUGUACACCAAUCCUCCUACAGAACAGGAGCCCUCCAUACGGGUAGUCCUCAGGAGACUCUUACAAGGGGCCACUAGGCUGAUCGCCGUGGUAACAGAUAAAUUGUCGGACAAAGCGGUGGUUGGUGACCUCCAAAAUGCUGCAUCCCGAGGGGUUCCAGUGUACAUCAUUCUCAACAGAAGAUCCGCGGAGGAGAACUGCUCUUCGCAUCAGCUUCAGCAUCCGAAUAUCAUGGUGCGCAUUCUUGGAGGUAAAACGUUCCUGACGCAUGACACAAAGAUGGUUGUUGGAGAACUGAAGGACAACUUUGUGUUGGUGGAUCUGGAGACGGUGAUGUUGGGGAGCUACAGCCUUACCUGGAGCGAUGCUCACCUGCAUCGUCAGCUCGUCACCCUUAUGAGCGGCCCAGUCGUGGAAUCUUUCGAUCGUGAGUUUCGGACCCUCUACGCUGCCUCACUCCCAAUUCCAGAAUCAUGGAAAACUGAAAAACCAGCAACUGAACCCAAAAUAUAUAAUAAACUCCCACCCCUGCACAUAAACAGCAACAAAAUUGAACUCACUGACUACGUCUCCAAUCCUCCGCCUCCUCCUAUGGACAGCCCUCUGGACUGGGAGGCAAUGGGGGUCAUCAAGAGAUUCCCAGACAACCCUCUUAGUCCUGCACCUGAUGCUACGGAGAUGCAGUUCCAUCAUCGCAACCACCUGGACAGACAUCCAGGAGGAUGGGAGGUCUCCUACAAUGACUUUAACAGCAGACUGCUGCCUGGACAUCAAGAGGAGGGCAAGUUCAAUUCAAUGUUUCUGUCAGACUUUAGGCAUCCGGAAUAUCAAAGGCAAAGGCGGCAUUACUCUCCAGGAGAAAUGCAUAGCAAUGACUUGAUGAACAGGCAUCUGCAGAUACCUGACAGAAUCACGUAUCCUCUGAUGAAUCCUGAAAAUGAGGAGAGGUAUCCUGUGUACAAAUCCCGCAUCCACAGAAACGACAUGACAUCAGAGGAAGAGAUGAGACGAGAUACUUUCCUGAGGAGGGACAGAGUUUUAGGAGAUAAGAUAAACCCAGAAGGAACCACACAAUCCCAUCUAAAGUCGUCAGAUCUUUCCCGGAGCAAGACUUUCAGCACUUUGAGUGACAUUCUUAAACGGGUCAAUGCACGUGCCAGUUCUUCAGGACAGACUAGGGCAGAAAACCUAGCGCCAGGCAUCAGCAAAUCCACACUGGAGCUCAAUCUACAGCGUUCAGACACGGCAUCAACUGCUCGAACCACCAACUGUGACAAUCUGCCUCUGACUCCAGCUCUGGCACUUAUGAAAAAGAGAAACGAUGAUGUUAAAUCGGGACUGUUGAGGAACAUGCCCAGCGCGUUUUCAUCUGGAUUCAGAACUCCCGGCUUUGGCCUGCAGAGGGAGCAAUGGCGGUCUGCUUUCAGAAGCCAUAGAAGUGAGGAGGAGCACUGAUGUUAUGCAGGAAAGCCCAGACAAUGACAUCACCAGUGUUGCAAUAAUUCCCACGUAUUUAAAUAUGUAAAUAUUACUGUAAUAAGCAGCGCUGCAGGUACAAGGGGAGUUUCCUGCUUAUUUUUGAAAUAAAUAUUCAUCAGCAAUGAUGUCACACUUGAAGAAUAAGUCUAUUAACAUAUGCCUGAUUUACAUGUUUUAUUGAAAGAUGUGAUGGACUGUGUCAUGUCAUGGACAUAAUGUAUGAACUGUCAUAUUUUCUCAAUGAAAUGGGAAUUUAAAGGUCAAAUGUUUAUGCUGCCUACCAUUUAAGAAAUACCUUCAUUUAUAAAAUUGAAUAGCACAAAUAUUCUAAUAUGCUCAUUAAGUCAUCAUGAAAUUAUGUUUGCAGCUUGUUUUUCUUCAGUACAUCCAUCAGCUGCAAAGGAAAGCUGUUUCAGAGGAGCAGGUUAUUACAUUUUGAUUAAAGAUUACAAAGAAAGACCUUUAUAUUCUUUGGAAUAAUGUGCACUGAUGAAUCAUUCCAAAUAUGACCGGGAAAGUGUAAGGAUCAAAUUUAAUUUCAUGGUGAUUUUAAAUCAUUAGACCUUUCUGGACCGGACGGGCUGCUAAGAUUAAACAAAAUUCCACAAGUAUAAAAAAAAAGUUUGUUUUAUGAUAUAAUAGAAAAAUGUUUCUUAAAGGUACACUAUGUAACUUUUUUGUUUAAAAUAAACAAAAUUUCAAUAAUGAGUCAAAA